AUGAGAAGUUUCAUACCAUAUCAGAAAAACAAAUGUGAUGAUGUCAAUCCUAAAGUAAUUAAUAAAUAUGACAUAAAUUUAUGUUUGUGGACAUCGCCAGACAUCUUUCCCAAUAAACUCAGAAACUUUUAUAAAUGUCCAAUUGUGAUAUCAACUUACAUUUACCCUCCAACAAUUAUUCUCGAUAAUAUAAAUGGAACUGAAAUAAUUACUGGAUACGAUAUUGAAUUGCUUGAGACACUCGGAAAAAUGAUGAAUUUUACUUUAAAAAUUGAACUUGUGACAGGACAAACUGCUUGGGGAUUCAUCACAGCAAAUGGAAGCAGUGGAGGUGUCAUUAAAAAAGUCAUGGAUGGAGAAGCUGAUGUUGCAAUUGGAGGAUAUUAUUUAACAUUAACGCGAGCUAAAUUUAUGAGUUUUUGCAUUUAUGGGAAUACGAAAAUUAUUUUUGUUGUACCACCGGGAAUUCCAUUAUCAGCCUUUGAAAAGCUUCUCAAACCUUUCAGUUUUUACUCGUGGUUGGCUUUGUGCAUAACUCUUUUCAUAGGACUUGCGGUUAUUUAUGUAACAAAACUUCAAAAGCCUCAUAUUCAGCAGUUGAUAAUUGGAUCAAGUAAAAGCAGUCCAUAUAUGAACUUCUGUAAUAUUCUUUUGAAUGGAUUACAACAAUUCAGCCCAAAAUCAUCAUUCUCGAGAAGUUUACUUGGAAUAUUUUUACUGUUUUGUAUGCUCAUAAAGACAAUGUACCAAGGUGCUCUUUUUAAGUUUCUUCAGACCGAUCAAAGACAUCCUCAAGUUCAGACAAUCGAUGAGUUGAUUGAACAUAAAUUUGAUUUUUAUAUGUAUCAGUCAUUUGAAGAGCUAAGUAAAGGAUUGAAAAUUCAUCACAGACGGAAACUUAUAGUUAAUAAAACCAUAGAAUAUUAUCAAUUGAAAACUUUGGAUCCCUAUUUCAACGGUGUCACUGUUGGGCCAUUGACAGAAGUUUGGUACUUAAAUCAAAUGAACAGCAAAAACUUCACGUUGCGUGUUUUUCCUGAGAUUCUGUUUUCCAUUCCAAUAGCGAUGUAUUUUCCGAAAGAUCAUUUCUUGAAAAAGAUUUUUGAUUUGAGAGUCAGUGAAUUGGAAACAGCUGGUUUGAUCGAUAAAAUGAUUCUUAAAUAUUUAAAACCAUCACAGAAAAUUAUUCCCACGCAUAGUCCAAAGAAACUUUCAAUUGAAAAUUUAAUUGGUGGAUUUUACAUUUUAAUUAUUGGCUGUGUCUUAGGAUUUGUUGCUUUUCUCUUGGAGAUUAUAAUUCAAACGAAAAAGUUUUGUUUAAUGUCGGAAGAUAAUCAACAAACACAUUGA
Molecule: messenger RNA, 1350 nt
Organism: Clunio marinus
Lineage: Eukaryota; Metazoa; Arthropoda; Insecta; Diptera; Chironomidae
Source: the annotation of a GenBank genome assembly